Messenger RNA from Aspergillus affinis, 960 nucleotides. RefSeq names its product EGFR-like transmembrane domain-containing protein. The record is from RefSeq and is a predicted model, not a curated record. Lineage: Eukaryota; Fungi; Ascomycota; Eurotiomycetes; Eurotiales; Aspergillaceae. The transcript has a single exon. Bases 1 to 960 code for a protein of 319 amino acids.
AUGACCCCUCCACCACUCACCAUCUCCCUCCUCACAAUCCUCCUCUUGACCAAAAUCGCACACACCUGGACCUUCGUCUGGCGCAACGAAUCCGGCCCGAACGUCAUCCACGAAUCCAAACCCGCGAAAUGCGUCCGCAUCUACCACGAAAAAGGCGAGGAGUUCUCCUGGGAUCCCGAAGGCGCCUGGUGUCUUCGGAUCUGGGGCGAAGCGACAUGCGAGAACAUGAUCGGGUGGGAAUGCGAGCACACGCGGUGGCGGAGAGAUGCGUCGAGGAAUCUUUCCGCGUAUGAUGUGUAUGUGAUGCCGAAGGAUGCACAGAAGGAGUUUAUCACCGAGACGAGGAGUACUAGUACCAGUACGAGUUCUUCCACUGAGACGGGGACGACGACGACGACGACGGCAAAGGAUGCGCAGGGUAGCGCGACUAAGGGCUCUAGCUCCGCGACGAGGACGGGGGUCUCGACACCGACACCGACAUCGACGAGCGAUGCGGAUUCCGACGAUGAUUCGAGUUCAGGGUCCUUGUCGGGCGGCGCGAUCGCAGGGAUCGUGAUAGGCGCCAUAGCGGGUGUUACCGUCCUCGCGACGAUAUUUUUCCUCUGGGGACGACAGAAACCUCCAUCGGUUGAUGAAUCUGGCACAGUCAUGGCAUCAGAUACAGCGCCGCAGGCAAUGAGCGCGGAUCCUCGCUCUGGUUCUGGAUAUGAUUAUUCGCAUGGCGGUGUAACGGGCUCAUCGAACGGCCCUCAAAUGACGGAGGCGACGACAUUGGUGCCCUCGUCUGACGGGACGUCGAGAUAUGCAGACGGUGCUCACGUGUAUCGUCCCCCUGGUACGGGCCUGCCGGUUGAGUUGCCGGGGGAAAUGGGAGGCGUGGAAUUGAGUAAUUCGAGACAGUUGAUGGAGAUGGAUGGGGCGGGAUAUGUGAAGCGGUCGAGUUCGAUCGCAAAAGAAUAG